ACUCGGGCAGACGAUGAUCCCCCAAGUGACAGGGAAGAUGCUGCAUGAGAUGAAAAGCCUUGUCCUCGAGGAGCCAAAGUGUUGGCUGGAUGUUAUCUCUGUUUGGAGAAAGCUUCAUGGGCGUGAGGGGCAAAAAGACAAUGUCUCUCAAGAAAACCCAUCGCUUCUCAAGAGCAAAUCAGAAGAAGAGACAAAUAUUGCAAGCGACAGGCAGAAACCCAAACAAGUGAGAGAGACCGUGUCUGAGCAACAUCAGGGCGGAAGCUGGAGAGAGGGUGACAGCGGUGGUCCUCUCACCUGCAAAGAUAACAGCGCUGACUACUUCUGGCUUGUUGGAGUGACCAGCUGGAGGAAAGGCUGUGCGAGAGCAAAAUAGCCCGGAGUCUACACCUCCGCUCAGCACUUUUACGACUGGAUCCUGCUACAGAUGGGACUGCCCCCAGCAGGAAGGGGCAGUCCAACAUCACGGGCAUGGAGUCAUUUUCUCACCGCCUCAACUCCCUUUCAGAGGCCAAGCCCAAUACCAACGCAGUCGGGCAGGUUUAGCUCCUGCCCAUUUCCACUCCAGAGGCUGGUGGAGUUCUUCACUUGGGUGCAGGAGCUCCUGCAGGUCCUGAGAGGAAGAAAGGCUUGAGCAGCAUGCUGAGAAGGAUCCAGUGCAGGCUGCA
Messenger RNA from Gavia stellata (red-throated loon), 668 nucleotides. RefSeq names its product acrosin-like. The transcript has 3 exons. NCBI's taxonomy places the organism in Eukaryota, Metazoa, Chordata, Aves, Gaviiformes, Gaviidae. Gene Ontology annotation, molecular function: serine-type endopeptidase activity. The record is from RefSeq and is a predicted model, not a curated record. Gene Ontology annotation, biological process: proteolysis.